This is a messenger RNA of Musca domestica (house fly), 2429 nucleotides long. Its product is annotated as protein arginine N-methyltransferase 7. The record is from RefSeq and is a predicted model, not a curated record. NCBI's taxonomy places the organism in Eukaryota, Metazoa, Arthropoda, Insecta, Diptera, Muscidae. The coding region runs from base 124 to 2259 and encodes 711 amino acids. Gene Ontology annotation, biological process: peptidyl-arginine methylation. Gene Ontology annotation, molecular function: protein-arginine N-methyltransferase activity. The transcript has 4 exons.
CAUUACCAUUUUGUUUCUUAUCCGGCGCCUUGUUGUACCUCCUCUUCCUCUCCAGCAAGCCUGUGAGUUCCAGUGAAAUGAUAUAGUUUGUUUUUAUUUAAGAAAUAUAUAACUUUCGAAUUAAUGUACUCGCUGUACAGUAAAUUGAUCAAAACAAGUUCAAUCGGAACACGCUAUAUGGCUGUAUUUACUCAGAUUUUAAAUCCCAUUAGUGGACAGAACGAAUGGGCUGCGAAGGAUGACACAUACGACUAUUACCAGGAAGUGGCCAAUGCUGGGUUCGGAGACAUGCUUCAUGACUGGGAGAGAAACCAGAAAUAUUACCAAGCUUUGAAGAAAACAAUAGCCCAUAUGCAUAGCUUGGGGAAGAAAGCUCAUGUUCUCGAUAUUGGUACGGGCACGGGAAUAUUGUCAAUGAUGGCGGUGUCGUCAGGAGCAGAUUCAGUGACGGCAUGCGAGGCUUUCUUACCCAUGGCCAAUUGCGCCGAACAAAUUUUAGAGGCCAAUGGAAUGAAGGAUAAAAUCAAACUAAUCAAGAAGAGAUCGACAGAAAUUGAAAUUGGCGUAGAUAUGCCAAGGAAAGCCAAUUUAUUGGUCACUGAGGUUUUGGAUACAGAACUUAUCGGAGAAGGUGCUAUAGGUAUUUACAACCAUGCGCACGCACAUUUGUUGACAGAUGACGUUAUAUGCAUUCCUUCGAAGGCGGUAUGUUUUGCACAGGUGGUUAGCUCUCAUUUGGCGGCUCAAUGGAAUUCGAUGAAGAUAUUAGCUAAUUUGGAUGGAGACGUAUUAUUGAGGCCCCCAAAAGAAAUUUCCGAAUGUAAAGGAGAAGCUAAUCUUCAUGACGUCCAGCUUUCUCAGUUACCAUUAGAAACAUUUAGACCAAUUACACAACCCUUAGAAAUAUUUCAAUUUGACUUUAACAAAAAAGAACCACGUGCAUCGGAACGACAUUGUAAUAUGGAGGCAAAAGCAAGUUCUGUUGGCAGUACUGACUUAGUGUUUUACUGGUGGGAGAUCGCACUGGAUCUAGAAGGCGAAAUCAGAUUGUCUUGUGCGCCCUUCUGGGCACAUCCUCAUCUAAAAGAGAUGGCUGCAUCAGAAUACCCAGCAAAACCGUUGUCCAAUGUCAUUCCAUGGCGAGACCAUUGGAUGCAGGCCAUUUACUAUGUACCAAAACCUUUAAAUUUGCAAAAAGACGAUACGUUUACACUUCUAUGUAAUCAUGAUGAGUAUUCGUUAUGGUUCGAUGUAAGUAUCGGCACGAAUGAGUUGAAUAAAAAAGUACCCAGACACCAGUGUUCCUGCAGGAUGCACUUGACUUAUUCUAGAUCAAGGAUUGGACAAAUGAACGAGAGUAUUCGUAACAAACGCUACAUGAAAUGCCUGGAAGAAAAGAUAAAUGAGAGUUCCAACGUACUGGUACUAGGGGACAGCUGCUUAUUGGGAUUAGCCAGCGUUAAACUUGGAGCCAAGUCGGUAAUAUGUUAUGAGCCGCAACAAUACUCGAGAGAGUUUCUCAAGGGUAUCGCUAAGAACAAUCAAUUGGAAAACGUGAAAAUUGCUCAAAAACUGGGCGACAUAACAGACGACGAAUUACAAGCCGUUAACUUUAUAUUCGCCGAGCCAUAUUUUCUAACGUCCAUAUUGCCAUGGGACAACUUUUAUUUUGGAACUUUGCUUAUGCAACUAAAGGAUAAGUUUCAUAAAUUCGAAGAAAUGCCUAUAUCGCCACUUGGAGCAAAAAUUUAUUGCGUCCCACUUGAAUUCCUAGACCUUCAUAAAAUUCGUAGCCCGGUUAAGGAGUGCGAGGGUUUCGAUUUAAGACUUUUUGAUGAAAUGGUGCAGAAAUCCAUAUCAGUGGCUCAGGCAAAGGUAGAGGCUCAACCGCUUUGGGAAUAUCCUGGCAAGGCAUUGGCAAAGGAGCAGGUUAUACUGCAAGUGGAUUUCAAAAAAUUUGAUCAAAUGCAAUCAUUGAAAGGAAGCAUCCCCAUUGAAUACACAUCGAGUUGCAAUGGGAUCGCAUUAUGGGUCGAUUGGUUGUUGGACAGCACAGGCAAUCCCAAAUCAAUUGUGAGCUCUGGACCAACCGAGCCCAUUGAAGUUGGCAAACAUGUAAAAUGGAAUAUGUUUGUUCGCCAGGGCGUACAUUUGAUGAGUCAAACGCAACAAGUUGUGAAUGGGAAGAGUGAAGUGUCCUGGGAAGUGGAAUUUAAACCUGGUAAAGGACUUAUAGACUUUAAUUUCAUUGUAAAAUAAGUCGAGAGUUGUUUUCAUUAUUUUUUUAUUGAAGGUUGUUAUACAAUUUUUGUACAUUAAAAAAAAAAAAACGGUAAAAAUAACUUAAAUGUUAAUAUAUAAUAUUGAUCAGUUAUAGUAAACAGUAAAAAGGACAUGUAAUGAAAAAUACAUAGAAAGGUGAAAGUUAA